Molecule: messenger RNA, 743 nt
Organism: Triticum urartu
Lineage: Eukaryota; Viridiplantae; Streptophyta; Magnoliopsida; Poales; Poaceae
Product: gibberellin 2-beta-dioxygenase 3-like
Source: RefSeq, a predicted model, not a curated record
AUGCAUAAUGGGAUUUUCCCCAUUGUUUAUCACCUGCGAACGCAGUCCUCUGGCCAGGGAGCCCGGGCACUUGCCCGGGGUGGCCGGGCGCUAGCUCCGCCACUGCCCGACACCGAUUCCCUCUUCGUCAACGUCGGGGACUCCCUCCAGGUGCUGACGAACGGGCGGUUCCGGAGCGUGAAGCACCGGGUGGUGGCGCCGGCGGAGGGGCAGCAGUCGCGGCUGUCGGUGAUCUACUUCGGCGGACCGGCGCCGACACAGCGGAUCGCGCCGCUGCCGGAGCUGAUGCGGGAAGGGGAGCAGAGCCUGUACAGGGAGUUCACCUGGGCCGAGUACAAGAAGGCCGCCUACAAGUCCCGCCUUGGUGACCACCGCCUCGGCCCCUUCGAGCUACCUGCCGCAGCCGCCUCGGAAGAAUCCACUACCAAGGCCAACCACCGCUGCAGCAGCAACGCCGCCGUCCAGGCGCCGGCGCCGGCGCCUCACGUGGCACGAGUGCACUAGCUAGUUUAAUUAAUCUAUCGAUCCAGACUUUAGUACUGUAGGUGUCGCUUGGUUGGCAACUGCCUGUCCAAUCUUCCACUGCUAGCAGCAGCAGCAGUAGUAUCACCACUUCCACGUAGAUAUGCAGACACCCCAUUUUUGUUUGUUGCUCGGUUUUGGCCGGCAGGCAACGGCUCACCGCACGCCACUGCCCGGUGUACCGUGAAUAGCUUGGCACCUCAAUUAGUUGGGCAAAAAUG